UAGUUUCAAGCUGUGAAGUUCAUUUAAGAAAAAGGAGAACAAAUUCAAUUAAAAUUUUUUUUUCUUUUUGAGCUGUGAGUUUUAUUUCAAAAUGCCGAGACUUUUCCUGAGCAAAGAGGAACGCUUGCAAAAACGCAAAGAAGCCCGUGCCUAUGAUAUAACCAAGCUGGAAGCAAUGCUAAAACUUGAUGAAGAAGCUGACACUGCUGCAGCUGCUAAGCCGAUUGAGAGCGUGGCCAAUAAAGAAAAUAAAGCGGAGCUCACCUUCCACUAUGGCAACCGUUCGCCGAGCGACGACUGGCUCAAGAGCGACGAUAUACCCAUCCUGGUGCGUCGCCAGUGGGAGGAGCGCAACGGUCGCCAGCUGAUGGACCUGCAGCCGGAGGACGCCAACGAGAACGGGGAGUUCAGCCACACCGUCUGGGAGAUGGAAAAGCCGGGCCAGAGCCAAGAGCCAGGCAAGAAGAAGAACGGCGCCAAAAUCGGCUACAUCAAGGUAACCAAGGGCGACAAGCGGGUCUAUCUCAAGGACAAGCAGGGUCCCAAGCAGGACCCACAGCAGCCUUCGGCCAACGACGAUCCACCGCAAACCAAACGAAUUACACGACGCACCAAGCAGAAGGGAGAACAGUUUCCGUGCACCGAUUGCGACAAAGUCUUCAACCACUCGUGGAUGCUGGUGGCCCACCAGCGCACACACACGGGCGAGCGUCCAUACGUCUGCCCAGAGCCAAAGUGCCUGAAAUCAUUCGCCGAUCGCUCAAACUUGCGUUCGCAUCAGCGCACCAAGGGACAUCACACCUGGGACCAUCAGUGCGGCCAGUGUGGCAAGUACUUCAAUCAGGAGAACUUCCUACAGCGUCACACACUGGACGCCUGUCGCAAGUAUUUGUUGAACUUUACACACAAGAAGACAUAAAGGAGGGAGCAUAGAAAAUAAAGGGGGGGAAUUGUAAUAAAGGGGGAAUUAGAAUUAUAGGGGAAUUCUGUUGCGCAGCAAUUUGCCAAAUUUUUAAAACAUUUUACUCUGUACACGUUAUACAAAAAUGCUGCGUGUGCCAUUAAUAUUAUACCUAUUCUUAUGGGAGGCCUACCAAGGUUUACCUUGUUUUGUGCCGUGCCUGUGUGCUUUGUGGUUUACCCGUUCCACUUACUGUUCAUCAGAACUUCAAUACCAUGCAGCUGCUUUGCUACCCACUCCAUUCCAUGUCCAUUGCAUUAUACUUCGCCCACAGCCUGUUGUUCCAGGCAUCCAUUUUCCAAAGGCCGCAUCCACUUAGCAUUUCAAAGCAAAGCGCCUCAGCCUGUGCAAAAAGCAUUUGGCCAAGUUUCAAGUGCGUGGCCCAGACACACACGCCCCAUGCAAUUGCGUUCAAUGCAACUAAAUUGGCUCAUUAGCAAACAAAGUGAGACGCGAGAAGCAGAGAGACGAAGAGAAAGGAAGAGAGACA
Messenger RNA from Drosophila guanche, 1451 nucleotides. RefSeq names its product zinc finger protein 782. The record is from RefSeq and is a predicted model, not a curated record. Gene Ontology annotation, cellular component: nucleus. The coding region runs from base 92 to 919 and encodes 275 amino acids. Gene Ontology annotation, biological process: regulation of transcription by RNA polymerase II. NCBI's taxonomy places the organism in Eukaryota, Metazoa, Arthropoda, Insecta, Diptera, Drosophilidae. The transcript is spliced from 3 exons. Gene Ontology annotation, molecular function: DNA-binding transcription activator activity, RNA polymerase II-specific; RNA polymerase II cis-regulatory region sequence-specific DNA binding.